This is a messenger RNA of Archocentrus centrarchus (flier cichlid), 5355 nucleotides long. It is a transcript of the gene izumo1, whose product is annotated as izumo sperm-oocyte fusion 1. Gene Ontology annotation, biological process: sperm-egg recognition; heterotypic cell-cell adhesion; fusion of sperm to egg plasma membrane involved in single fertilization. Gene Ontology annotation, cellular component: acrosomal membrane; plasma membrane. Bases 638 to 1633 code for a protein of 331 amino acids. The record is from RefSeq and is a predicted model, not a curated record. Gene Ontology annotation, molecular function: signaling receptor binding; protein binding involved in heterotypic cell-cell adhesion. NCBI's taxonomy places the organism in Eukaryota, Metazoa, Chordata, Actinopteri, Cichliformes, Cichlidae. The transcript is spliced from 12 exons.
AUAACGUCUUUAGAAAAAAAAAAAAAAAACAAAGACCCAAAAGGAGAACCUACAAGAGCUUGUUUCUUGCUACAAAACUCACAGAAAUGAGACAAAAUGGAUUAACUAUUGCUGACUAUUAUUAACGUUAUUUUAUAAAAUUAUCACCCUUUUCCUUACCAAAUCCUUGGCGCUAGCGUAGCGCGUGGAAACGAUUCAAAUAUCAAGUUCGCAGAGUUCAAAACGUUGCAUUCAACUGUUAGUGAAUGUGUGCGGAUUUUUAUUUUAACGCUGCGACAGAUGUUAGACGGCUCAAGCGCGAACAGGCAGGUUUCAUGUGGGUCGUGCAUAACAACACUUUACCGUCUUCGGCUCUGGAGCAACACUGAUUGCUCAACUUCCCCGAAAACAGAGCAUAGAGACCCAGUCAGAGAGAGUCAUCCCAGUGCAUGACCUUCAAAACAGCCCACAGACUCUAAACGGGAGCCUGUUUCCUACAAAUCUCUCUACAAGCAAAAGUCUCCUUCUCUCUGAGCACCAGAAAAUCUGCGCAGAAGGGACAACAAGUUAAGUAACUCAUGGAAGAAGCUGCACUGAGUCAAUCACGAGAGCCAAAGUGACUCAUUCUGCUGCAGGAAAUCUCUGGUGCAGAGGGGAGAUGCUGCUGAUGCUGGUGUCCCUGCUCUGCUGUGUCACUGCAGCCAAGGCCUGUCUGCAGUGUGACCGCAGCAUCAGGAUGAUGCACGAGGACUUCAUACUGUCUGCUUCCACUGUGCAAGACCAGAUCGACUUGAAAAAAAUUUGCGAUCAAGCCUAUGUGACCUACAUAGAGACCAGUCAGGAACGAAAGGGGGUCAUUGAUCCCACUACACUGUACAGAGCCAAAACUGAGUACCAGAGUGAAUUUGAUCGAUUCCUGAAGGCCAAGCACACUGGAUCUAUAACAUUUGAAGCUAUUCAGAUCAUGGAGAAAGGCAGGAAGAUAUUAGCGAAACAUCUGGAUGCCUUUAUCCCCAAUGAAUUAUGCCCCAACAUCUGUGGGCUUCUACAGAGAAGAGUAAUGGAUUGCCUCUCUUGCCGCUACAAGGUAUACGUCUGUCCUUCUCCGACUGACCAGCAGGACUGUGGUGAGUAUCCGGUGCUGGCUGAGGAAGGAGGCCAGGCUGUGUUGAACUGUUUUCUUCCGUGGCACACUCUUCUAUUGGGUACACCAGAGUACCACUACUCCUGGGUGCCAGGACCAUCAGGAACUGAAAAGAUGGAUGAAAGUGACUUCAAGGUCUUGGUAGUGACAGACGACUCACAUGUUGUCUUGAAUCAGCUGCGUUUGGAUGAAGAAGGAACAUAUCGCUGCUCUCUGCAGGACCAAAUUGGAACCAUCUUCUAUCAAGCCAUUUUCCCACUCACUGUCAUACCUUUGCCUCGCCAGACUCCCCGGCCUUUAGUCAGUCUGCCCUCCCUGUCUCAUGGAGACAGCUACUCACUUUUUCAGCCUACAGAGGACCUGCUCGUGCCACUCAUUGCUGUGGUUACUGCUCUCAGUCUGACAGCAAGCGUAGGCCUCACGGUUGUCCUGAGAAUGAUGAUGACUCGGCAGAGAGCAGCAACAGAGCUGAGGAGCAAGAAGGGAAACGGCACAGAAAACACGGCGUGAUAACUGAACUCAGUACAGUAAAAACAUGCUUUAUAACAGGAAGGUUUUUCCUCACUUCACGUUUUGUGUUUUGUUUUGCGGUGAAAUGAAUUUCCCAGCAGAAAGUGCCGUGUCAUUUCUAGAAAUUACAUGGAAGUGAGAACACAUUUUGGCAACAUGCAAAUAAGAGUCAGUGAGGCAAAACAUCGCACAGGUGUGCUGUUUAUGUCUGAGAUCUCGGUCACAAAACAAAAUGUUCACGGUGUAAUAAGACCAGACUGUGCAAGACAAACUCCCAGCUGAACGCCAAAAUGCAAAAAUUCCCCAGAAACCCUUCAACAUUAAGCAGCAAUUCACUAGAAGACACUGAUCUGUCUCGGCAAGCCCCCCCCUUGAAUGAAGUGAUGCCAUUAUCACGUGGGCGUUUAUGAGAGAAGUCAGGGAUGAGGUAAAUCUCCAGGAUUACAGUGUUUUUUAGAGAUUAAUAACCUCAGACAUCCAAUUAAUCCUGGAUAAUCCCCUUGUGGGGGGGGGGGGGGGGUCAAAGUAGGCAGCAGAUGUUUUCAUCAAAGGUUCUACUAAUGUUUAGUUACUCAUAUAUUCAUUCAGAAAGACAAAGUAAGGGCUUUUUUUUUUUCUUUUUUUGCAUUAUUACUCAUGUUUCAGUCAUUCUGUUUUCUUAAAACACCAUCGCCAGACUUGAUGAUAUCAGCUGCUUUGGAUUUAAAUACAGUCUGUUUACUCUUCACGCAAGUUUUGUCACGAUCUCAACGGCAAUUCUGCAAGUCUAUCAUGUAUCAUUUAUCUAUUUAUGGCUGUGUUUCUGUUUUGUGUGUGUGCUAGCAGCAUGCUGAGGGAUGUUAGUGUGAAGCCAAAUUUCCUGUGAAAAGGCGGUAAGGAAUCAUCGCCAACAUAAACAGAUUCAAAGAGGGUAAUGACCUGCUAACAAAGAUAAAGAAACGUUGAAAAAGAAAAUGAAAACAGUUGAUAAUGAAUGAGUCACCGCCACUUGGAAGUCACCGGUGAAUCGUUGCUCAGGUUUUCAGGGUGAUUUCUGAUGAGUGGGUUUUUUAUCUUUGGAUGUUAGUUUGGGUUAUGAGCAAAGACAUAUGUAAGAAAGGUUGCGACAGCGUGAGGGUGUGUGUGUGUGUGUGUGUGUGUGUGUGGAGGCUGAGAGGCUGUGGUCUGCAUGGAUGGUGACAGGAUGUAUGUGUGGUGCUGUUUCCUGUCUGGCUCGCUGACAUGGGGGCGAAUGCUGAAAAAAACAAAAAUCUAUAAGACACCCUCAUGCACUCAUGUCAGAGUCUUACAACUCUGCGGGUUUGUGUGUGUGUGUGUGUGUGUGUGCGCGCGCGCGUGUGUUAAACCUAAAGUGCAGGUUGAGGCUAGUAUAAAUGCGUGCUCAGCGACUUCACUGACAGCCGUGAUGAACUGUGUUGUGUGAGUGUUGGUGUGUGCCUGCUGCUGUGGACUGAAAUUGCAGCCUCAGCAGGGAGAGGGAAUGACAAAGUGGGAGCACUACUGGAGGAACAGCAGGCAGCAGGAGCAAGGGGAGGGUGAGAAGGGAAGUGAGAACAAGAAGAAAGUGGAGUCAGAGGUUUGAGUGGGAGAGAUCUGUGGGAGGCCAGGCUUAUUUUAAUGUGGGGCAUGAGGAAACGAGGACAAAGACGUCAGAUUACGCCUCAUGAUGAAAACCUACCCACACUACACACAAUAUAUUUUCACAUGAGUGGUGUAGUAGGGGAAGGACCUCCAGACUGCUGUCUUCACUGCCAUAACAACUUUUAUUGAAAGCUACUUGAAUAAGAGCAUUAAGAAGACCACCUUUGAGCCUCUAAAAGUUGAUUUUAGAGCUCAGGUAUUUGUCAGUAAUUCAAUAUUCACAACUAAAUAGGUAAAAUACUUAGAAUAAUAAGCUAGCUAUUGUUCAUUAAGAGAUUAACACUCGUGAAACAAAUGUGUUUGUAUGGUGUGAUCAGAUCUGACUGAUAGUGGCUAACACAUUCACUUACCAGUCAUACCACUGAGCCCCCUGAACUACUUCAAGCUGCUGAGAUAAUGACAGGAAAAUACAGAAAUUGUUAACACAAACUCCAAAGUUCACGUAGGUCCCCCAACACUCAUCUGGAAAGAUCCCUGGAGGUCACCGAGAAAUACCAACAUGGUGUCCUGACUAUAACCAAUGAGCAUGCAUGCCAUCCAUCUCCUGCUCAUUACUGAUCUUUGAAAUUUAAUGAAAAGGUAAAAUUAACUGUGUUAAAUUUAAAAGUGGGCCGUGGCAUUUUUUUUCUUCACUAGCCUGACUUCCAUCUAAUCUGUGGCUUUUCUUGUUGAGGACUGUGCUUUUAAGAUACUGUUAGUCUGAAAGUACGUCAUAUUUUUUUAAAGAUACAGUACUGUGCAUGUUCUGUCCUUCUGCAAUGCCCUUCUACUCAGUUGAGCACUUGAAGUGCUUUCUUACUACAACUUUCAUUCACACAGCACUUUUAACUAUGCCUGAGCAAUUUUCUAACAUUCAGACACGCACGCUCACUGAUGCGUUGAUGUGUUGGGUGAAACUCGGAGUUCAGUAGCUUACCCAAAAAUAGUUUGACAUGUGGGCUGGAGGAGUCAGAGGUCAAUCCCCUGUACCACUGUACCACCAGAGCCACAGCCACAAUUAAGCCAGCAAUAAGUUAAAUAUAGUUACCUUCAUACUAAAUAUUCACUCAAUUUCAGAUAAGGCUUAAUUUAUAUUUAAGCAACUUUUAAAAUCUACUUCGCCCAACUUUUCAGUGGUAACUUGUGUUUUUUUAGUAAUUUUAGUGUUUAUUUUCAAAUUUUUGUGCAAAUAAACUAUGCUUAUAAUAAUUCAAAGGCAGCAGAUUCUGAUUAUUUUAUCAGGAACGAUAACAGAGAUAACAGGGUUAAAUGAUUAUGUUACUUUUAUUUGUAGACUGUGACACACACGUGACAAAUAAAUAAACCAUAGAAAUGUUCUUUAAUAAUACUGUAUGUUUUUAGCAUAUGCUUGGAGUGUUUGUUUUUAUAAUGUACAGCAACACGGUUGCAAAUUGGUGCUAGCAUUAGUGUUUUCUCAGAAAAAGAUGGCAGCUGUAGAAUGUACUGGACUGUGAAAGUCAAAGGUAAAUGUAGUUCUGUAAAUAAAGGAAGGAAACUUCAUUUGCCUUCUUUUGGUGAUAUGGGUAACAGGGUUGUAUUGGUUAGAGUGACACACUCAGUCCAGCCAGAAAAGGGCUGGAAAAGUACAGAAUGUGUCAAAGAGGACUGAACUUUGGUCUGCCCGCGUUGUUAGCGCAGGAAUCGAUCGUGCUACUUCCCUUUUGUCAUGUCACUCACUGGUCUCUUUCUCUGCCAGGCUAAAUAGGUUUCAGUAACAGGGUUACACAUAUGUUAUGGGACACAAUUUGCAGUGUGUAAUUAUUGGUCUUUGAAAUAUGCUGAGAUUAAAUGAAUUAGAGAUGUAUAAACAAACAAAAUGGGUUCUAAAUGUAUUUUAAUGGUUAUAUUUGAUAUGCGAUUUGGUUAUGAAGAUGUUGGGACAAGAGAAAAAUGUCUUUUGGGGGUGUUUCUCAAUUUUGAACAAUAUAUUGGAACAGCUUUUUUUAACAACUAGGUUUACAUUUUCUUGAAAGACGGAUGUAAUUUACACAACAAAUGUAUAUAUUUUGUUUUAUGUAUGUUUUGUGCAUGGAUGAUUUUCAAAUUCUUGGGUACACCAGAAAAUGUCCUGCAAUUAUAGA